CGAAUGUACACGCGACGACCAAAGGACCACGUGCUGACCUACGUCAUCAAGGACCAUCUUCAAAAGCAGUGAACAUUGAGCGCAAUAGCACACACGCUCAGCAGCAGUGGCACCGAAAGGCCUGUUCGCGGUAUCCCUAACGUGACCGUCUUCCAACUUGCAGACAUUGACAACUGGCUCAACAUGGACCAAGAGUCCUACCGUUUUGUCAAAGGCGUAUGGAUGCACAACGUCUUCCCGGAAGGCGCAAUUAACUCCGCUAUCGAUUACAAACACCAGGAUGGAGACGUCAUCGUCGUAACCUAUCCCAAAUGUGGAACCAACUGGACAAUGAUCAUUGUGCACAGCAUUAUUUCACGUGGCGAAGAGCUACCUGGUGUUGUCGAGUUUAGGCUUGCGUGCCCAUUCAUUGAAAUGACAGGUGCAGGACCUGCUCUGAAUCCAUCCAGGACAGGUCCCAUCAUGACUCAUCUUCCGUUGGAGGUUUUUCCACCGGUGGACAAUGCAAAGUACAUCUAUGUGGCUAGAAAUCCUUAUGACUGUGCUGUGUCCUACUACCACUUCCUAAAGGGAUUAACUCCAAAGACAGUUACUGAUGUUUCCUUCGAGAAAUUCUUACCCCUCUUCUUAUCCGGCAAGGUCAUUUAUGGUGAUUACUUCGACCACUUGCUUCCGUGGUAUGAGCGAAGAAACAAUGCUAAUGUCCUUUUCCUUACCUACGAGCAACUAAAAGCCGAUACAAAGACACAAGUUUUGAAGAUUGCCGACUUUAUUGACGAGGAGCACGGUGCUGCACUGCGCAAAGACGAUAAUCUUCUUCAGAAGGUGCUGCAUGCCAGCAGUCUUGAGAACAUGAAACGAUUCUUCAGUGAACGCCCAAUGGAGGGAGUGAAAAAAAUCCUCGAUAUAACCUGCGACAAAAGUGUUUCGCCUGGAACAUUGGAGAACACGUCGGCCAAGUUUGACGAGAUGCACGAGGGAUCAGGGUUCGUGCGUAAAGGAAUAGUGGGUGACUGGAGAAACUACUUCAUGGAGGAGCAGAUAAAACUAACGAAGGAUUGGAUAGAGAUAAAGACCCAAGGGAGCGACGUAAUGAAGCUCUGGAAGGACUGUGAUUUGCCUUGAAGCCGUAAGAAAAGUUUUUGUUGUGUCCAACAGUUGCCAGGUCACUGAAGCCUGAUAUGUAGCGUCAUAUCGUAUCAUAUGACCAUAACUAAUCAAUCGCACAUGAAGAAAACUAUGUACAAUUCGUAACUAAUAUCUGGUUAAUAAAACGCUCAAGAAGUAGUAGUA
Messenger RNA from Rhipicephalus microplus (southern cattle tick), 1293 nucleotides. Its product is annotated as sulfotransferase 1B1. Gene Ontology annotation, molecular function: sulfotransferase activity. The record is from RefSeq and is a predicted model, not a curated record. Lineage: Eukaryota; Metazoa; Arthropoda; Arachnida; Ixodida; Ixodidae.